CUUUCUAGCAGCACUUCAGGCGCGUACGCGGGGGUUCGUAACGCCAGCCACUACUGCAAGAAAAAGCCAGCAGGCGCCCGAAGAGGUGCUUUGUAUGCCUCGCCGAAGGAAAAACAUGAGCGCGGUUUCCCAGGUCAACGCGAGCAACGUCUCCCAGGCGGACUCCCUGGAGGACAGCGGCAACUGGACGGCCGUAACCCAGUUCACCCAGCCCGGAUGGCAAAUCGCGCUGUGGGCCAUCACCUACUCCCUCAUAGUCGUCGCGUCGAUCGUCGGCAACGUCACCAUCAUCUGGAUCAUCCUCGCGCACAGGAGGAUGAGGACUGCCACCAACUACUUCAUCGUGAAUUUGGCCCUUUCGGACCUGCUGAUGUCCGCGUUCAACACCAUCUUCAAUUUUAUUUACGCCAGCCACAACGUGUGGUAUUUCGGCGAGGAAUUCUGCAGGUUUCAGAACUGGUUCCCCAUUACCGCAAUGUUUGUGAGUAUUUACUCCAUGACGGCCGUUGCUGCAGAGAGGUAUGUGGCUAUAAUUCAUCCCUUCAAGCCCAGGCUUUCUGCAGGAAGCACCCGAGUCGUCAUAGGGAUCAUCUGGCUGGUGGCGUUUGGGCUCGCCUUCCCGCAGUGCUUCUACGCCGAGAUCAUGAUGGAUAACGGGACAGUCAAAUGCAUCGUCGUCUGGCCGGAUGACGUCGGGUGGUGGAAGCACCAGCUCACGUAUCACAUUGCAGUGAUCGUGUUGAUUUAUUUACUGCCUUUAAUGGUGAUGUUUGUUGCAUACAGCAUUAUAGGAGUUACUCUGUGGAGCAGCGCAGUUCCAGGCAACCACGUUGAUCGAAUCCGCUACGAACAUCAAGUUAACGCCAAAAAAAAGUUUGUGAAGACGAUGGUGGUAGUCGUGGUCAUUUUUGCUGUCUGCUGGCUGCCUUAUCACAUAUACUUCAUCCUGGGGAGCUUCAAGGAAGACAUCUAUCAGCAGAAGUACAUUCAGCAGGUUUACCUGGCCAUCUUUCUGCUGGCCAUGAGUUCGACGAUGUACAAUCCCAUCAUAUACUGCUGCCUCAACCAAAGGUUUCGUUCUGGCUUCAAAUUAGCCUUCCGGUGGUGCCCGUGCAUAAAAGCAACUGAGAGAGACAAACUUAAACUCACGUCCCCAUCCUUUUACCACACGACCCACAGAAAGUCAAAGAGAUCAAGUUUCAACACAGAAACUCAGUUCAACGAGAAGACAUCGUUUACCCUCACUCAGCUAACACUUUGAUUUUCUUCUCGAGGGUCGGGCU
Messenger RNA from Struthio camelus australis, 1283 nucleotides. RefSeq names its product tachykinin receptor 2 (gene TACR2). The record is from RefSeq and is a predicted model, not a curated record. Lineage: Eukaryota; Metazoa; Chordata; Aves; Struthioniformes; Struthionidae. Gene Ontology annotation, biological process: G protein-coupled receptor signaling pathway; positive regulation of flagellated sperm motility. Gene Ontology annotation, molecular function: substance K receptor activity. Gene Ontology annotation, cellular component: plasma membrane; sperm midpiece.